AUGGCGUUCACCGUCUUCCACACCGAAGAAUACAUUCACACGGCAUGGCAUACUUGUGUUACUCAUCCAGCGUUGAGAUCCAUGCGACCGAGCGAGAGCAUUGAGCAUCGUUGGAGCCAGCAAGCCUCAUUGAUCUCAAGCAUCCAGGCUUUUUCCCCUCUCCGGUGGAUAUGUAUGUCUCAACGAGGCUUGCUUUCAGGAAGACACUGCAGUUACAAUGUCCAGGCAGUUUCAAGAAACAUCCAAUUCUUGUAUCAUAACCAGUACAGAUUGCACACUCUCCAUGAAAGGUGUUAUUCUGGAAGGAGAUAUGGGAUAUGUGGAAAGCAGGACAGUACUCCUCAAGCAACCGCUCCACCGGUCUUGCCUUCUACUGCAAAACAUGUCAACUUGGUCCCAGUUGAAAUUAUACCAUUCACUGGCAUACCAGGUCUAGUAUUAGGCAGCUCUACCAACUCCUGGAUAUUCAUGCACAGGCAGAAGCAUUUCACCUAUUGGGGAUCAUAUCCAAUGAUGAGUCCAAGAUAUACAUCAAGACUUUUAUAG
Sparassis crispa is the source of this 546-nucleotide messenger RNA. RefSeq lists its product as hypothetical. Lineage: Eukaryota; Fungi; Basidiomycota; Agaricomycetes; Polyporales; Sparassidaceae. The transcript is spliced from 6 exons. The record is from RefSeq and is a predicted model, not a curated record. Bases 1 to 546 code for a protein of 181 amino acids.